AUGGGAUGCUGUUGCUCUAAACGUUAUUUUGAAGAGGAAGCUGGAAGAAUAAAGUUCCGCUUUAUCGAUGGUAGACGAUAUCAUGAAAUUUCGGAAUCCGUGUACUUUGUUGCCAAUGAUGAACAAGAAGCUUAUCGUUUAAGUAGAUAUCAUGAAGUUGUAAAAGAAAUUUGGGGAGGAUUGUUUAACUCAUCUGUUGAAGAAAUGUUGAGACAAGGAGCUCGGGUUAUUGAUAUUGGAUGCGGAUCUGGAAUUUGGAUUUUGGAUAUGGCAAAACGAUAUCCCGAUUCAAAGUUUGUAGGAGUAGACAUAUCUCCAGUUCUGCCAACAGAAAAUCUUCCUCCAAAUGUGGAAUUUCUUCAGUAUAAUGUGUUGGAUAUAUUACCAUACGAAGACUCGUCUUUCGAUCUCGUUCAUGAAAAAUUUAUGGUUGGUGCUUUUACGCAAGUACAAUGGGAAGAGCAAGUUGUCCCAGAAAUGAUACGGUUAGCUCGACCAG
Molecule: messenger RNA, 499 nt
Organism: Ambispora leptoticha
Lineage: Eukaryota; Fungi; Glomeromycota; Glomeromycetes; Archaeosporales; Ambisporaceae
Source: the annotation of a GenBank genome assembly